This is a messenger RNA of Anas platyrhynchos (mallard), 6341 nucleotides long. It is a transcript of the gene ZNFX1, whose product is annotated as zinc finger NFX1-type containing 1. Gene Ontology annotation, cellular component: nuclear RNA-directed RNA polymerase complex. The record is from RefSeq and is a predicted model, not a curated record. Lineage: Eukaryota; Metazoa; Chordata; Aves; Anseriformes; Anatidae. Gene Ontology annotation, biological process: regulatory ncRNA-mediated heterochromatin formation. Gene Ontology annotation, molecular function: helicase activity.
GCGCGGAGCCGGCCCGACCUUGGGGCGGGGCCAUGGCUGCCACCGCCCCGCCCCGCCCCUCGCCGCCCCGCCCCUCGCCGCCCCGCCUCGCGGAAGGGAAAGCGAAAGCGGCGGCGGCGGCGGCCGGGGAGGGCGAGUGGUGCGAGGGGCCCGGCGGCAUCGGGGCGAUUUUUGCCGAGCCGCGACGCCCCGCAGAGGAGCCAGCGGCCGGAGCGAUGGAGGGGGCCGGGCAGGGGCCUGGCCUCCGGCUGCCCCGAGCGGGACGGAGAGGGCAUGCAGGUCGCUGGGAUACUGGGUUUAUACAACAAGGGAGAAACAGAAUAAACAAUGUGUCAGGCCAGACUCAUAAAACAGUAGCUCAGGCAGGGGAAAAUCCCCAAGCCAGUAAUUAUACUCUUCUACUUGGGCAAAGAGAAGAGAGAUCUGAAUAUUUCUUCAGUCAAGGAAGAAGAAACCAAGGUGGACAAACCAACAGUGGAGCCACAGGACAUUGGAAUGAACAGGAGAAUGAGGGGAGAGGAAAGUGGUAUCGAGGUGGACAAACACAUGAGAGGGCCAGAGGACCCUGGAAUGAGCAAGAAAAUGAGGGUAGAAGAAGGAGGUAUCAAGGUGGACAAGCAUAUGAUAGAGACAGAGGACUCUGGAACGAACAAGAUAAUGAAGGUAGGGUAAGGAGAUAUCAAGGUGGACGGGCAUGUGAGAAGGCCGGGGGACCCUGGAACAUGCAAGAAAAUGAGGUUAGGGGAAGGCGCUAUCACAGUGGACAAGCACUAUCUGGACAAGCCCAGGAAGAUGCUAGAGGGCUGAGGAAUGGACAGGAAAAUGAAGGGAAAGGAAGGAGCAUACAACUCAGGAGGAGUAUGCACUUCUACCAGAAACCUACCCCAGGUGGUGCUCAGCUCAGUGAGCAGCCUCAGCUCAGUGAGCAGCCUCAGCAAGUCAAAAAGAUUGGCUACAAAUUCCUAGAAGGUCUCCUACAGAAAGACCCUUCUGAAGUUGUCAUCACACUUGCCUCAAGUUCAGGUUUGAAGGAACUUCUUUCCCAAACCGCUAUGAAACCCAGUUUCGUUCAGCUCAUUUGUCAGGUGCUUCGAAAAGCAUGCAGCUCCCGAAUGGAUAGACAAAGUGUUCAGCAACUUCUUGGAGUGGUGAAGGAGUCCAACUUUCUCAAGAUCUGUCUGCCACAGUAUGUGUCUGACAUGGUAACAGAAGCAGUUCCUGCUGUCCGACAUCAGUAUCCUGAACAUAUUGGCAACAUCAUUUUGCUGCUUCAGGACCUAAUCAGUAUUUUCCCAGCUAGUUCUGUGCAGAAAAUCUCCAUUCUCUUAACAGUCUUGCCAGCAUCCAUAAAUGCCUUGCGAGCUUCUGGUGUGGACAUCACGGAAGAAACAGAGAAGAACCUAAAUAAAGUCCAGAUGCUUGUGCAGCACCUGCAAGAGAAGAGACGUGAAGGCACACUGAGGGCUGAUAACUAUACUCUUAUGCAGCCUCAGGCUGACGGUCAAGAAGAAACCUAUCGUACAAUGACCAUUUAUCCAACAUAUAAUGAGGUACACCAUGAUGAGAAACCCUUUCUACGUCCCAAUAUUGUUUCCGGAAGAUAUGAGAGCACCAGCAUUUAUCUUGACACUCAUUUCCGGCUUUUGAGGGAAGACUUUGUAAGGCCUUUAAGGGAGGGUAUCUCAGAACUUUUGCAGAGCUUUGAGGACAAAGGUUUGAGGAAGAAAAAAUUUGAUGAUAUCAGGAUCUACUUUGACACACGGAUUAUUGCCCCACUCUGCUCCCCAACUGGUGUCGUUUACAAGGUUCAGUUUGACACAAAGCCAUUGAAGUUUGUGCGAUGGCAGAACUCCAGACGUUUGCUAUAUGGAUCCCUGGUCUGCAUGUCUAAAGAUCACUUUGAAACAUGCCUGUUUGCCACUGUUUCUAAUCGGGAUAGUACAGAUCUUGCCAAGGGAAUUGUAGAGCUAUGUUUUAAUGCACAGAGCCAAGCACUGCUGGCAGAGGUUCGUCCCUCAGACUCCUUCCUCAUGGUAGAGACAACUGCCUACUUUGAGGCAUAUCGGCAUGUGUUAGAAGGGUUACAGGAAAUCCAGGAGGAAGAUAUCCCGUUCCAGAAGUACAUUGUGGAAUGUGAUGCACAGGUGAAGGAGCCAAAGUACCUUACAGUGGAUACUACAUACAACUUUGCACCCUUGACAGAAGAUCCCCUGGCAGAUGAAGAGAGAGCUCCUGAUGGUCUGAGAAGGCAAAGUGUCCGUGUUCUAGAUCACAACCAGUGGCCUUCAAUGGAAACCUUGGGACUAGAUGAGUCCCAGAUGGAGGCAUUGAGACUUGCACUCACCAAGGAGCUGGCUAUUAUCCAAGGACCCCCUGGGACUGGGAAGACUUAUGUGGGUUUGAAGAUUGUCCAGGCUCUCUUGACCAAUAAGAAUGUGUGGCAAACGACUGUCCAGAAUUCUCCCAUCCUUGUAGUCUGUUACACUAACCAUGCGCUGGAUCAGUUCUUAGAAGGAAUAUACACAUUCCAAAAACACGGGAUGGUACGUGUUGGGGGGAGAAGUAGCAGUGAGGUCUUGAAGCAAUUCACCUUGAGGGAGCUGAGGAAGAAGUGUGAGUUCCGACACAACUUGCCAAUGCAUCUCCGCAGAGCCUAUGUGAAUAUAACCAGUCAGAUGAAGCAGGCUGAGGAGGAGCUCCAUAAAGGAGCAAAGCACUUAGAGUGCACAACACAUGGAGUGCUGCAUGAACGUCACUUGGAAGCAUGCAUUGCCCCCCAGCACUGGGACAGUCUGAUGAAGGGUCUGGAUCAUGAGGAAUUCUACUACAGUGCUGCACAACACUCAGUGAUUCUGGAGUGGCUGGGCCUUGGUGUAACUGUUUUUACCCAGAGUGCUGCAGAGGAUAUAGAGGCUGAGAAUCCAGGUGGUCAGCAGGAGAGAGAGGAGGAGCAGGAAGGUGAGGCAGAAGAGCUGUUGGAGAUUCCAGAGGAGGCUGACCUGAUUCAGGCUGACAGAGUGAUUGAGGAUGAAGAGGCAGCAAAGCCUCAGAAGAGGAAGGAGGAAGAGCACAGGGCUGUUCGUGAGCUAGCCAGUGUGUUGUUGGCUAUGAAGCUGGAGAACGAAGAAGAAGGAACAGCCCAGCCACAACAGAAGACUGUGCAGUGGGAGAUAACUGCUACCCAGAGGAAGAAAAUGAAACAGAAGAUGAGGGUUGAGCUCUGUAAACUGAGUGCAAUGACGGAGUUAGAGGCCAAAUCUAUUCAGGAUCUGUGGCAACUAGACCUGAGCUCUCGCUGGAGGCUUUACAGGCUUUGGCUGCAGACCUAUCAGGGGUUUAUACGAAGGAGGAUUCUUCAGCAUGAACAGCAGUACCAGGCAGCAGCAGAAAGGCUAGCAGAACUAAGGCUGCAAGAAGAUCUGUGCAUUCUCAAGGAGGCUAAAGUUGUGGGGAUGACGACUACAGGUGCUGCCAAAUACCGUCAGAUCUUGCAAAAAGUAGAGCCAAGAAUUGUAAUUGUAGAAGAGGCAGCAGAGGUGCUUGAGGCUCACACUAUUACUACUCUUAGUAAAGCUUGCCAGCAUCUCAUUCUCAUUGGAGAUCACCAGCAGCUGCAGCCUAGUGCUAAUGUAUAUGACCUGGCGAAGAACUUCAAUCUGGAAGUGUCUCUAUUUGAACGGCUGGUGAAAGUUGAUUUCCCCUUUGUCCGGCUGAAAUACCAACACCGCAUGCGUCCUGAAAUUGCCCAGCUUCUCAGUCCUCAUAUAUACCAGGAACUGGAAAACCAUCCCUCUGUCUUGAAGUAUGAGAACAUAAAAGGAGUCUUAUCUAACCUCUUCUUUGUGGAGCAUGACUUUCCUGAGCAAGAGAUUCAAGAAGGGAAAAGCCAUCAGAACCCACAUGAGGCUCGGUUUGUGGUGGAACUGUGCAAGUACUUCUUGUGUCAGGAUUAUCUACCUUCUCAGAUCACCAUUCUCACUACUUAUACUGGGCAGCUUUUCUGUUUGCGCAAGCUCAUGCCAGCCAAGACUUUCGCAGGUGUGAAGGUUUAUGUAGUGGAUAAAUACCAGGGAGAGGAGAAUGAUAUUAUCCUGCUGUCACUUGUGCGGAGCAACAAAGAGGAGAGAACUGGAUUCUUGCAGAUCCCUAAUCGGAUAUGUGUAGCGUUAUCCAGAGCUAAAAAAGGACUGUAUUGUAUUGGGAAUAUGAGAAUGCUAGGUAAAGUUCCUCUCUGGAGCAAGAUCAUUCACACCUUGCGGGAGAAAGGCAACAUUGGCCGCUCACUGAUCCUUUGCUGUCAAAACCACCCUGAGACCAAGACGCUGGUAUCUACAGCAGCAGACUUCAGCAAAGUCCCAGAAGGAGGCUGUAGUCAUCCCUGUGAAUUUAGGUUGAGUUGUGGCCAUGUUUGCACAAGGGCAUGUCACCCCUAUGACACUCAGCACAAAAAGUAUCAGUGUCUGAAGCCUUGUCAAAAGGUGCUUUGUGCAAAGGGACAUCGCUGCCAACAGUCAUGUUAUGAGCCAUGUGGACCGUGUAUGGUGAUAGUAGAGAAAACAAUUUCAAAGUGUGGUCACCUGCAGAUGGUGCCAUGUUCUUGUCCAGAUAGUGAGUUUGUCUGCCAAGAACCUUGCCAGAAAAAGCUGAACUGUGGGCAUACAUGCAACAGAUUCUGUGGCCAGGAAUGUACUACACGGUGUCCUGAACUGGUUAAAGUCACACUGCAAUGUGGCCACACCCAGAAAGUUAAAUGUUGGAUCACUGAAGAGAUGAAACAUGGGAAACCUGUUGAAUGUAAAACUAAGUGUUCUGUCACACUGGAGUGUGGUCAUGCAUGCUCAGGUUCCUGUCAUACCUGCUUUGAAGGAAGAUUUCAUAAGCCAUGUAGCAGCCCAUGCAAGCGCUUCUUGGUCUGCUCCCACAAGUGUCAGCAGCCUUGUACUGUAGAAUGUCCUCCCUGUCAGCUUGACUGUCAGAACCAUUGUGUUCACAGCAGGUGUAAAAAGAAAUGUGGAGAGCGCUGUUUUCCAUGUGUAGAACCAUGUGAGUGGCAGUGCCAGCACUAUCAGUGUACCAAUCUUUGCAGUGAACCAUGUAAUAGGCCUCGCUGCGAUGUACCAUGUACUAAGCUGCUGCGAUGUGGACAUCCUUGUAUUGGAUUGUGUGGAGAGCCCUGCCCAAAUAAGUGCCUUGUUUGUGACCAUGAGGAGGUCACUCAGAUCUUUUUUGGCUUUGAGGAAGACCCAGAUGCUCGAUUUGUACAGCUUGAAGACUGCGGCCAUGUCUUUGAGUCCCAGGGCCUUGACCAUUAUAUGGAUGAAGAUGAUGAUGUCGUCAAGCUGAAGGUAUGUCCUGUCUGUCAGACACCAGUCAGAAAGAAUUUGAGAUAUGGUACCGUUGUGAAAAGGCGGCUGGAUGAGAUAGAGAAGGUGAAAGAGAAAAUCCAAGGCCCAGCACAGGAAAUCGAGUCUAGCAGACAAAGACUACAGGCUGCACUAAUAGGGAAUGCUGUUCUGCAGAGGAAUCUACCCCAUAAGUACCUCAUGUUGGAAGAUAAACUAAAAGCUUCUGAUCUUUCUAUAAAGAGUAUUGGACUAAUUGAGAACCAGCUUAACUUCUACAAGCGUGUAGCUGACCUAACUGAUUCUAUGAGCAAAAUUGAUGUGAAUGAGCGGAAAGGCCUGAAAAAGCGGCUGGAUGAAGUCCAGGAGUGGCUGGAUAUGCCACGCAUCAGCUUUACAGGGCAAGAGCUCUCUGACCUGCAAGCUGAGAUCCAGAGACUGACUCUUCUACAGAGCCUCUUGUCAAGGUGCAAAAGCGCAAGUGGGAUGAUCACCACAGCCCUCGCAGCAGAGAUUGCCUGUGUACGUGAGAUUUUGGAAGGGACAAAAAAGUUCACAGAGGCUGACGAAGCUGCAGUGAAGGCUCAACUGGAGAGGCUCUGCACCGCCUUGCCUGUGUCGGGGCUGGGGAUCUCCGAAGCUGAGCGGGUGCAGAUUGUCCGUGCCAUAGGCUGUCCCCGUGGCCACUGGUUCAAGUGCAGAAACGGGCAUAUCUAUGUGAUUGGGGAGUGCGGGGGGGCGAUGGAGAGGAGUAGGUGUCCCGAAUGCCACGCGGUCAUCGGGGGCACAAACCACGCUCUGGACAGCACCAACAGCCUCGCCCCCGAGAUGGACGGAGCGACCCACGCAGCCUGGUCCGAGACAGCCAACAACCUGCUCAACUUCGAGGAGCUGCGGCUGCUGCUGUAGCUGCGCGGCCGUCCCCGCUUCUCGCGCGCCCCCGCUCGCGGACACGGCGUCGGCUCUCGGGCCCCCAGUUAAUAAAGUGCACGCACGCGG